Molecule: messenger RNA, 3057 nt
Organism: Ascochyta rabiei
Lineage: Eukaryota; Fungi; Ascomycota; Dothideomycetes; Pleosporales; Didymellaceae
Exons: 3
Coding region: 1-3057 (1018 amino acids)
Biological process (GO): proteolysis
Molecular function (GO): serine-type endopeptidase activity; protein binding
Source: RefSeq, a predicted model, not a curated record
AUGGAACAAAAUGGCGCCCAAAGCAAGCGCAAGCAGCCGCCUACGCCCAGCAACGAGCGCCCUAUGAAGCAGAUCAAAGCUGAGACAGAUGUUCACAGUCGCAACGGCGUGGCUACGUCGCCUACACCAGAGAUGGAUGUAGAUGAUGCGCAUAGUGAUGUCAGCCUCGAACCAAUACCCAUUGUGCCCGUUGCUGGCGCAGUGCACGACACGGCUGAGUGGCAAAAGACAAUCGAAGGCGUCGUGAAAAGCGUCGUUUCUAUCCACUUCUGCCAGACAUGCUCGUUCGACACAGAUCCGGCAAUUGCCUCGGAGGCGACUGGAUUCGUUGUGGAUGCAGAGAGGGGUUACAUCAUGACGAACAGGCACGUUGUCGGCGCAGGACCUUUUAUCGGCUACUGCAUCUUCGAUAAUCACGAGGAGUGCGACGUGUACCCCGUGUACCGCGACCCCGUCCACGACUUCGGCAUUCUGCGCUUCGACCCCUCCAAGAUCAAGUACAUGCCCCUUACUGCGCUGCAGCUGCACCCAGACCUCGCCAAAGUUGGUGUCGAGAUUCGUGUCGUUGGUAACGAUGCUGGUGAGAAGCUCAGUAUCCUGUCUGGUGUCAUCAGUCGGCUUGACCGCAAUGCGCCAGAGUACGGCGAGGGCUACUCCGACUUCAACACAAACUACAUUCAGGCCGCUGCCGCUGCGAGUGGUGGAAGUUCUGGCAGUCCAGUCGUGAAUCGGGAUGGCUUUGCUGUUGCCCUGCAGGCAGGUGGGCGAUCUGACGGCGCCGCUACCGAUUACUUCCUGCCCCUCGACCGCCCAUUGCGAGCGCUCGAGCUUGUUCGCCAAGGAAAAGUCGUAUCGCGAGGCACCAUACAGACCCAGUGGAUACUGAAACCCUUCGACGAAUGCCGAAGGCUGGGUCUAUCGGCAGAUGUUGAGGAAGCAGUCCGCACUCGAUUCCCCAAGGAGACGGGCAUGCUGGUGGCCGAGGUCGUUCUCCCCCAAGGUCCAGCUUCGAGCAAGAUCGAAGAGGGUGACCUUUUGACGCAUGUGAAUGGUGAGCUUCUCACACAGUUCGUCCGUCUCGAUGCGAUACUGGAUGACAAUGUCGGCCAAACCAUAUCAAUGACGAUCCAGCGUGCUGGUGAGAACAUGAGUGUUGAGCUGGAUGUCGGCGACUUGCACGCCAUCACGCCAGACAGGUUCGUGUCAGUGGCCGGAGCUUCGUUCCACGACCUAUCUUACCAGCAGGCUCGCCUUUAUGCCAUUUCACUCAAGAACGCAGGUGUUUACGUGUGCGAAGCAGCGGGCUCGUUCCGCUUCGCCGACGGCUACGCGUCGGGUUGGUUGAUCCAGGAAGUAGACAAUCAGCCUACGCCAAACCUCAACGCCUUCAUCGAAGUCAUGCGCAGGAUACCUGACCGCAAGCGCGUUGUCAUCAUGUACAAGCAUCUGCGUGAUCUGCAUACUGUUAACACAAGCAUCACAGCCAUCGACAGGCAUUGGCAUGCAAAGGUUAGGGUAGCUACGCGCAAUGAUGCCACAGGGUUGUGGGACUUCAAACCGCUAGCUGAUCCCGUGCCUGCGAUACCACCAGUGCCCCGCCGCGCCAACUUCGUCAAGAUGAAUUCGCAGUAUCCUGAAGCAGUUGAUAUUGUCCGCAGUCUUGUGCGUGUACACGUCUCCAUGCCAAUCAAGCUUGACGGUUUUCCCAAGAUGAACAAGCAAGGCUACGGUAUUGUAGUAGAUGCCGAGCAAGGUCUCGUCCUCGUCUCGCGAGCCAUCUUGCCAUACGAUCUCUGCGACAUCUCUUUGAUCAUUGCAGACAGUAUCUUCAUUGAUGCCAAAGUCGUGUUCAUGCAUCCAUUACAGAACUACGCCAUCGUCAAGUAUGACCCUUCGCUCGUCCAAGCAUCUGUCAAGACCCCCAAGUUCGCCACCGAUUUCAUCAAGAAGGGUGACGAAACGAUCUUCUUUGGCAUGAACCAAAACUUCCGCCCUGUCGUAACAAAAACAGUCGUCACAGACAUCACCACCGUUGCCAUUCCUGCCAGCGCCAUUACACCUCGCUACCGCGCGACGAACUUUGAUGCCAUCACCGUAGACACCAAUCAGGCGUCCCACAGUGGCUCAGGUGUCCUGAUCGCCGAAGACGGUACAGUGCAGGCUCUUUGGCUCUCCUACCUCGGUGAGCGGACGUCGCACAGCGGCAAAGACGUUGAAUACCACCUAGGCCUCGCAACACCCAACCUCCUCCCUGUCUUGAAUGAGAUCAGGGGCGGCAAGACCCCGAAGCUUCGCAUUCUCAACGUCGAGUUCCAGACCGUACAAAUGAGCCAAGCGCGCGUGAUGGGUGUAUCGGAAGAGUGGAUCGAGAAGACCGAACACGCAGACCCAGAGCGACACCAACUCUUCAUGGUCCGCAAGGUCGACUCUGGACACGGCGAUGGCCUGCAAGAGGGCGAUGUGCUACUCACACUCAACGGUGAGCUUGUCACAAGGAGUCCAGACCUCGACGUCAUGUACACCAACGAGUUCCUCGACGCCGUUGUGGUGCGAAAACGCAGCGAGCUGGCCAUUAAGGUCCUAACCGUGCCCACGGAGGACCUCGAGACAGACCGCCUAGUCAGCUUCUGUGGCGCUACAUUCCACCGCCCGCAUCAGGCUGUAAGACAGCAGAUCAGCAAGAUUCACUCCGAUGUGUACAUUUCGUCGCGCGCCCGCGGUUCGCCGGCAUAUAUGUAUGGCCUGGCACCGACCAACUUCCUGACUCACGUCAACAACAAGCCUACCCCAGACCUCGACUCCUUCCUUGAAGCCGUCAAGCAGAUCAAGGACAAUGAGUACUUCCGCCUCAAGGUCAUGACCUUCGACAACGUGCCCUGGGUGGCGACGAUGAAGAAGAACGAGCACUACUUCCCCACAAUCGAGUACGUAAAGGACAAGAGCGAGGAACUCGGGUGGAGAAAGAUCAUCCACGAGUGCGAUGAUGGAGGCGCGCGCGAGGAGGCUGUUGACGGCGGGGAGGCGGAAGCUGCCGAGGGUGAAGGCUGCGAUGAGUAA